AUGAAUAACCCUAAUACGAUGCUAAGUAAAAGCUCAAGAAAACCGAGAAUACCUAAGCACUCACAUUAUUUUCUGUCCUUCGUUUGCAUUUCUUCGUUAUUAGCAUACUAUUUCCUUUUAUCACCAUUUCAAGCUGGGAAUCACAAUGCGAAUCACAGUAUAGAGUGCCCUUUAUCAAGGUCAUCUCCACUAAUUGAAGUGUCAGAUUUCAAUAGGAUAUCUGAAUUCAAAUUGCAACCAAUCCCAGUCUCGAAGAACAUUUCAAGGAAUGAUUUCAAUAAAUGGUUGGAAGAACAAACGGAGAUUUCCUUCUAUCAUAUGUUCGAAAACAUUUGUCAUGCAGAAACAUCAGAUAAAUUUGAUAAUUGUACUCCUGGUGUUGUCUUUGCGUCUCCUUCCAAGAACAAACCAGAUUAUUUCUAUCAUUGGAUUAGAGAUGGUGCCAUCACCAUAAACACUUUAAUUAAUACGUAUCUUGAUAUUGAUAGGGAACGGACUCUUGAGACAGUCUUGGAUUACGUGAACGCAUCUUUGGAUUUACAACAUAAAUCUAAUCCCAGUGGGCCAGCUGAUGAUCCUUUGUUCAGAAAUUUGGGAGAACCAAAAUAUCAUGUUGAUAACAGCGCUUAUGAACUUGUCUGGGGCAGACCACAGAAUGAUGGCCCACCAUUAAGAGCUAUUGCAUUGUUGAACUUCUUGAACCAGGUAGACGAUGGGGAAACCGAGAAAUACAAUUGGAUAUUUGAUGAGGUAAUUGCCUUAGAUUUGAAGUUUGUGUUAUAUAAUUGGCAUAUUCCAACGUAUGACCUAUGGGAAGAAGUGCGUGCUUAUCAUUUUUUUACUAGUAUGGUUCAAUUGAAGGCGCUAGUAGAAGGUAAGAGAUAUCUUUUAACGUCGGAAGCAAAAGGUGUAAAAUUGAGCAAGCAGUUGACUAUACUAUUGAAGGAUAUUGAGACUUGUAUAGACAAAAUUGAGGAUUUUAUCAUCGAUGCCAAUUCAGGGUUUAUAAAUCAUGAAAAGGGUUACAUUGUGGAAACCCCCAGUAUUUUGGAUGAAAGGUCAGGUUUAGACAUUGCUGUGAUCAUGGCAAGCACCUUGACACAUGAUGAUUCUAUAAAAGAUAUGAACACCGUUUAUGAUUCCUUCUUGUUUGAUAUUGAUGAUCCUUUCAUAUUGAAUCAUUUCAAUGAACUAAUUGAGAGAAUGGCAGUACUUUACCCGAUCAAUCACAACAGACUUAAUACAAACAUGGGAGUUGCCAUUGGGAGAUAUCCAGAGGAUAUUUAUGAUGGAAUUGACAUCUCUGAAGGUAAUCCCUGGUUUAUCUCAACGUUAACCUCUGCCGAAUUGAUUUACAAAUUAGUCAAUAAAAUGUAUCACGAUGAGAAACCUUUACUCAUUGAUCCGAUAUCGAACAAGUUCUGGACUAAAUUCUUCGAAUUUGGGAAUAUGAAGGAUUCGCUGAUCUUGAUACCAUAUAAUACAUUAGCGUUCAACCAAACGUUGUACACAAUAUUCAAAUACGGUGAUUCAUUCCUAAGCAAAGUUAACGAGCAUGUAAGUAACGACGGAUCGAUGAGCGAACAGUUCAACAAAUAUCAUGGAUACAACCAAGGGGCUCCAAAUUUGACAUGGUCUUACGGUACUUUCAGCAAUGCACUUCGCUGGAGGGAAAUUGUCGAUCGAUUCAUCCAUCCUAUUGCCAUAUAA
Messenger RNA from Kluyveromyces lactis, 1710 nucleotides. RefSeq names its product glucan 1,4-alpha-glucosidase (gene SGA1). Gene Ontology annotation, cellular component: fungal-type vacuole. Bases 1 to 1710 code for a protein of 569 amino acids. The record is from RefSeq and is a predicted model, not a curated record. Gene Ontology annotation, molecular function: glucan 1,4-alpha-glucosidase activity. Gene Ontology annotation, biological process: polysaccharide metabolic process. The transcript has a single exon. Lineage: Eukaryota; Fungi; Ascomycota; Saccharomycetes; Saccharomycetales; Saccharomycetaceae.